Wickerhamiella sorbophila is the source of this 2649-nucleotide messenger RNA. Its product is annotated as 5'-3' exoribonuclease 2. The record is from RefSeq and is a predicted model, not a curated record. Lineage: Eukaryota; Fungi; Ascomycota; Dipodascomycetes; Dipodascales; Trichomonascaceae. Gene Ontology annotation, biological process: nuclear-transcribed mRNA catabolic process. The transcript has a single exon. Gene Ontology annotation, cellular component: nucleus. Gene Ontology annotation, molecular function: 5'-3' RNA exonuclease activity; RNA binding. Bases 1 to 2649 code for a protein of 882 amino acids.
AUGGGAGUUCCCGCUUUCUUUAGGUGGCUCUCCAGCAAAUACCCGAAAAUCAUCAAGCCUUGUCUUGAGGAUGAGCCUGUGGAAAUCAAUGGUAUCGAGUACCCCGGGGACUAUUCUUUGCCCAACAAAAAUGGCGAGUUAGACAACCUCUAUCUCGACAUGAACGGUAUCGUGCACCCGUGUACGCACCCCGAGGGCCGCCCCGCCCCCGAAAACGAAGACGAGAUGAUGUUGGAGGUGUUCAAAUAUACGGACCGGGUUGUAACCAUGGCGCGUCCGCGCAAGUUGCUGAUGAUCGCCAUUGACGGAGUCGCUCCCCGAGCGAAAAUGAAUCAACAGCGCAGCCGUCGAUUUAGAAGCGCCCAGGAUGCUGAGGCUGCUCAGGUUGCCAAAGAAGAGAAAAUUGCCGAGGCGAGAAGAAGGGGUGAGGAAAUUGAUGAGGCCAUUCACGGGAAAAAGGCCUGGGAUACUAAUGUCAUUACCCCAGGUACUCCGUUCAUGGAGUUUUUGGCGUCGUCCCUGAGAUAUUGGAUAUCGUUCAAACUGAACUCCGAUCCGGCCUGGAAAGACCUCAAGGUUAUUAUCAGUGAUGCCUCAGUUCCCGGCGAAGGCGAACACAAAAUCAUGGAACUUAUUCGAUCCCAGCGCAAUGAUCCUGAGCACGACCCCAACACAAGCCAUGCAAUUUACGGUUUGGAUGCCGACCUGAUUUUCCUGGGUCUUGCUACACACGAGCCCAACUUUAGGAUUCUUCGUGAAGAUGUUUUUGCCCAGAACCGUACUGCCAAAGCUAGUGGCUUGAAAUCGUUUAUUUGGUUGGACGUUGGAAUUUUGAGACAGUACCUCGAAAUUGAACUGGAUAUUCCACGCACUGGAUUCCCCUUUGAUCUCGAGAGGGCUAUUGACGAUUGGAUCUUUAUGGCUUUCUUCUGCGGUAACGAUUUCUUGCCCCAUCUUCCAUCGCUUGAUGUCCGUGAGAACGGUAUUGAUGUUUUACUCAAAGCCUGGCGGCAGUCGCUAUCGAGAAUGCAAGGUUACAUGACAUGUGACGGCUCGGUGAAUCUAAGUCGUGUGCAGAUCUUGUUGAGAGUUGUUGCGGGGGCUGAAAGUGAUAUUUUCCGUCGUCGCCGAGACCAGGAAGCUCGCCGCAUGGCCAAUGAUAAAGCACGAAAAGCUGGGCAAAAGCGCAUGAAAAAUGAACGUGCCCAAGCCCGUGGCGCAGCAAUCGCAAAGACGCGGGGCGAGAGUGCUCCGACAAACCCUCUGGAUAAUAUCCCGUUGUAUACACCUUCCGGUGAAAGCGUCGGCCAAACCCAUAUGACGAACCAAGAGCUUGUUGCCCACCGCAAUGAAAUCACGAUGGAAAAUCAGACCCAGGUAGAGGCACAAGCAGGAUUGAAACGCCCUGCCGACGACAUUGACGAUGACCAUGAAGCUGAGGACAAUAUUCGUCUAUGGGAACCAGGUUAUCAUCACAGAUAUUAUGAGAGAAAGUUCCACACUUCUGACAAGAACCUUGAGUUUGUAAAUGAGGUCGUUCAGAAGUACAUCGAAGGCGUUUGCUGGACGCUUGCAUACUAUUAUCAGGGUUGCCCCUCCUGGACCUGGUACUACCCUUAUCAUUACGCACCUUUUGCUCAGGAUAUGACCGAUUUGGAUCAUUUGAAGAUCGAAUUCGACGGUGGUGAGCCGUUUUUGCCUUAUGAACAACUCAUGAGUGUGUUGCCGGCGGCAUCAAGUCACACGCUUCCCAAAGUGUUCCGACCUCUUAUGUCCGAUAGCGACUCGCCCAUCAUUGAUUUCUAUCCAGUUGACUUCCCCAUUGAUAUGAAUGGUAAAAAAAUGGCUUGGCAAGGCAUUGCUUUGCUUCCGUUUAUUGACGAGCAGCGGCUGCUGGCGGCCGUGCGAGCAAAGUAUUCUGAGCUCACCGAGGCAGAACGCGAACGAAAUGCUCGUCGAGAGCCUGUUUUGUUAGUGGCUCCCGAGAAUGUUCAGCGAGCUGAUUUCGCCAAACUAUACAAGACUGACAAAGUUGUGCCCUUCAGCUUCAAGAGUUGGAGAGCUAAGGGCUUGGCUGGCACAGUGUUCCGUUUGGAAGAUUUUAGCCCUGAUAAGCCGCUUAUCUGCCCUGUGAGCAGCACCGAACAUCCUGACAUUGCCUCAAAUGGUUCAGUUAUGGUGGAAUAUCAUGUUCCUGAGAACCAAAUGCACAAGAGUAUGAUUUUACAGGGUUACAACGAGCCUAAUCUUGUGUUGAGUUAUGACGAGCGUUCUCAAAUCAUUUCAAGACGCAACAAGAGUGAUCGAGGAGAUGAGCGCUUCGACAGGCGUGGUCGUGAUCGUCCGCAGGAGUUUUCAGAGCCUCGUCCUUUGUCCGAAGAUGGAUAUAUUGGAUUCUUGCAACACCAAGCCCAGCUCAAGGCUCAGGGAUAUGACCAGCAGCACCAGGGCGGAUACGGUGGGGGCCAUACAGGAGAUCGUGGCGGAUAUCACAACGGUUAUCAAAACGGAUACCAGAACGGACACCGCAAUUAUAACGAUGGCGGGUACGGUGGCUUCAACCCUGGUGGGUAUGGCGGUGGUCAGAACUACCAAGGAUACCAAAGGUACCAGGGAUACCAGGGAUAUCAAGGCGAUCGACAGCGAUAA